Paramuricea clavata is the source of this 3135-nucleotide messenger RNA. The record is from the annotation of a GenBank genome assembly. NCBI's taxonomy places the organism in Eukaryota, Metazoa, Cnidaria, Anthozoa, Malacalcyonacea, Plexauridae.
AUGUACAAUUCUGUUGCUUGUGAGAGUGCACCAAACUCGAGCCAGGCCAAGAACAUAUCCAAAGGUUCAGGUUGUAAGUCGUGCUACAGUCUUAUGCUAUUGGAGGAUCAUGACAGAAUGAAGCAAGCUUUUCCUGAUGUGAUGCAUGCAAUGAAGAAUAUUGUUGUUGCAUUUAUUGAUUUGAUAACAGGAAGGGAAGACACAGUCAAAGUAAGACGAACUGAGGAAGAGCUGAAAAGGUUUCCAGGAUGUUAUAUUAAAGAGGGUGCUGCCACAACAUCAGUGCAAGGUAUUAAUUGUUUGAAUCAAUUAUAUGCCUGUGUUAUUAAACAAAGUCACUUAAUUUGUAAAGUUACUAGCACCACGCAUGCCAUAUAGUAGAUAUAUACAGCAGACCAUGAUUAAAUAUUUACCUCAUACAGUAAGUUAUGUUUGUGUGUAUGUGUGUGUGUGUGUUUUGGAUAACUCACAAAAUAUAAAACCAAAACAUAUAAACACAAAUAGGGCAAAUGGUAAUGUUCCAAGAAAAAAUCAAUUGAAUUUUGCACAAUAUAUAAUUUGAUGAAUUGUAUCAAACUCACCACAAUUAUAUAUUGAACUGCUGUGUGAUAUUCAAUAGAAUUAUCAAUUUAUAGUAAGUCAUUUGGCAUAUUUUAGGGCGUGGUUCUUCUACAGUUACUGGAAAAAAGAACAAGAUGAGUAAUGCUAAGAAGAAUUUGCCAGAUGCUCCAUUCCACUUGACCAAAGAUGAGUUGAAGAAAGCUGACCAGCGAUCUUCAGAGAUUUGUGUUCCAUCUGGGUUUGGUUGGAGACCAGCAACAUUUUUUAGUAAUUACUUGGGAAUGAAAACACAUGAUUGGAAGGAGGUACACUCUCUAAACCUAUAUAGUUAUAUGUUGAUAUACAGUAAUUUACUAGGGUGGAUAAUAAUAAUGAUAUAGAGUGCAUGUUUUAAGGCAUACAUGGUGGCAUGCGGCAUAGUGGGUUCGCAGUAAUAGACCUUUCCCCUUAUAACUAAAAUUUUGAUCUAGACAGUCUAAACAAAGUGCAAUUCUUCAUUUAUGUCAAUAUAUUUUUGUUAAAGGUGGCCACACAGGGCAUUAUCAAAUAUUGCCUGAGAGAUGCUCUAGGCUUAGAUCAACGGAAGACAUUUUUUUCGAUUACUGGACACACUUACCAACCUCACUGCAGAGGAACAUGCCAAGGAUAGAAUUGACCUCUUGUGAAGAGAAGACAACACAGUUUGUGCUUUAAUUGAAAGGGAUUUUCCGAUUAGUCUACAAGUAAUCAUGACUACAAAAAUUGGUUUGUAUAGCAAAUAAUGCUAUCAAAAUGGCUAAAGUUCGUCUGGAAAAAGGUUUAAGACUUUAAUCAGUGAUGAUGAUGAGUGAUUACUACUGUAGACCAAAAUAAGAAGUGCAAUUACAUUUGCUGCAAUCGUUUCCCCCCAAAUUUGCACCAUAGGGUAUAUUGUAUCACACAAUAGUUAGACUGAUGCCCAUCUGCUCUCACAUUACACAAUGAUUGUUUCCCUGCAGGUUGUUAGCCUUCACAUCCUUAGGCAUAUUGUGGAUGGAAUUGAAUGUUAUGGGCCAACCCACAGUUGGUCAAUGUGGAGUUAUGAGCGUUUCAAUUCAUGGAUUUCGAGACGUGUCAUGAACAGGACAUCCCCAGAGGCGACAAUCCUUAGAACAUAUCAGGUACAUGCAUGCAUGUAUAUGUGGAAGCUUUUGUGUUCAUCAAAUUAAACUUAAUGUUGCAAAAAGGAUUUUUGAAGGAAAUCAAGGAACAAUCAAUGACAAAACACCUUGGACGAAAUAGCACUAUAAUCGACUCAAAUACAACAUAAUCGACCCCUGCACCUCCAUUAUAAUUUUGUGUGGAAAUAAACUUUGUCAAAAUGUUGCUUAACAUGAAACCAACAUUGUACCGGGUGUGCGAGGGAGGGAUGGUGUUAUUGGAUCAUAGGAUGUUUGGAAUGUGUAAAUUCCUGUUGUAGCCACAAGCUAGCAGUCCUACUAAACACUGCCCGAGACUGCCCGGGAAGAAUAAAAUGACUGCCCGGUAAUAAAUAAUAAAAUAUCAUUAAAUGCUAUAGUUACCAAUGAUUCUUCAUUACACGAAGGAAAAUAGCAAUAGAAAUUAUAAUGGAAAAUAGAAAUCAUUCUGUGAUCUUAACUGUAAACACGCGGCAGUGCAGGGUGUUAAAUGAGCACCACAAAAUAAAAACACUGUACAAAAUUGUCAAACUUCGCCAGGUCAUAAUAUCGAUAUUUUUUCAGCCCGAGCUUUAUAAUUUUACUAAUCUUGAUGUGCUCUUUCCAGCUGUUGCAUUGGAUUUUCUUUUCUUUGCUUCAAUCGAAAAUUUUGCGAUCGCUAUAAAGUUUGUCUAUUGUUGUGAGGUAAAGGAACUCUACUAGACUUGUCUUGUAACGCUCAUGAAAUAUUUCUUUCCCAAUGGCAAAAUUAAAAAGGUAUUUAUGAUAAUAGAGAGUGUUAUUUUAUCCUGGGCUGUCCGUUUAUUCUUUCCGGGCAGUCUUGGGCAGUGUUUAGUAAGACCGACAAGCUAGUACUGUAAGUACUAUUUACAACAUGAGCGGCCAUGUUGUAUCGGAUAUACAGACUUGAGCCGAAGGCGAGAGUUUGUAUAUCCGAUACAAGACGGUUGUCUAAGCCGAGAAAAUCAAAGCCGGUUGUCUAAGCCGAGAAAAUGUUGUCUAAGCCGAGAAAAUCAAAGUUAAAGUUUAUGUAAAUCAACAUUUAAGACAUAAGUGGACUGACAAGAUAUGCAUGAAAAACAAUUGUAAUGUAUUAUAACUUACAAGUGUAUUGUAUAUGCAUGUAUAUGUAUGUGUGUAUAAUUAUAUAUAUUGAAUUUAAGAUAUUUGACUGGUGCCAGCACAUGAAGAUGUCAGGAAGGAUCACUUCUGUUGAUACUAGCGCAACACUAGCGAAGAUGAUGCUAAAGCUGCUGAAAAAUCAACCACUACUAUUCCACAGAAUGUGUUUAUUCUUUUAAAAGACUUGAACUCUGCUAACAUCGAUAUAAAUGAGGAAUGUUGCAACCUACCUAAUGUCAGUAAUGAUAUGUCAUUGUAUACAGACCUUCCAACUUUGUGGCAUGAAAAUGAGUGA